Messenger RNA from Cladophialophora immunda, 1556 nucleotides. RefSeq lists its product as uncharacterized. Lineage: Eukaryota; Fungi; Ascomycota; Eurotiomycetes; Chaetothyriales; Herpotrichiellaceae. Gene Ontology annotation, molecular function: oxidoreductase activity. The record is from RefSeq and is a predicted model, not a curated record. Bases 174 to 1556 code for a protein of 460 amino acids. Gene Ontology annotation, biological process: retrograde transport, endosome to Golgi. The transcript has a single exon. Gene Ontology annotation, cellular component: cytoplasm; late endosome.
GAGCGUUCGAUCGAAGGGCGUCGACUUCUUGCAGCAUAUGAUAUGCAGCAGCACGUGGAAAGGAUCGUAUUAUCAUCGCUAUGUAGAGAAGCCGUGCUUUCCCCUUCUCCUAACCACCUCCUUGGCUUGAGACAAAGAGAGCAACUAAUAGAUUCAAGGCUACCAAGGCAAAGAUGUCCACGGUGAUCCUCGGCGGAGGUAUCAUCGGCCUCUCGACGGCGUAUUACCUCUCGCUGGCGCGGGCCUCGUCGUCGCCUGCCAAAACAAUUCAUAUCAUCGACUCCUCGCCCGCACUGCUCGCCUCGGCCAGCGGCUUUGCGGGCGGAUUCCUCGCCGCCGACUGGUUCAGCCCGCCCGUGGCGUCGCUGGGCGCGCUCUCGUUCCGCCUGCACCGCGAGCUGGCCGAGAAGCACAACGGUCCGCGCAGGUGGGGGUACGCCGGCAGCCACACGUACAACCUGAGCGUCGACGAGCGCGUGGCUGCGAAGAAGUCGACAGCCACGGACAGGAAGGGCGAUUGGUUGCGCGAAGGGACCAGUCGGGCUGAGGCGGCGGGAUCGUCGAAUCCUGAUGCCGGCGGAAGGGACAGUACCGGUGGCGGUGGCGCUGGGGGCGAGAUGCUCAACCCGGACGGAUCGCCUGCCGUGUGGACUCCUCAGCCCGGUGGGACACUCGAGACGAUCUCAGGGCCAGAGAGUUGUGCGCAGAUCGAGCCCCGUGAGCUGUGCGAGUUCCUGCUCGACGAGUGCAAGAAGAGAGGCGUCCAGGUCCAUCUCUCGACCAAGGCGACGGGUAUCCUUACCGACGAUGACGGAUCCCUGAAGGGGAUCAAAUUGCAGUCCACAAGCAAUGCCGACGACGUCGAUACCAGGGAGCUCGAGUGCAAAGACAUCCUCAUCUCCGCAGGCGCAUGGACCCCGAGGGUCUUCAAGACUCUGUUCCCCGAAAGCAAGCUGCAGAUCCCCAUCGAGCCGCUAGCCGGGCACAGCAUCGUGGUCAAGUCGCCGCGGUACAAUACGCCCUUUGUGGAUGCCGCGAAGCGAAACAUCGGCGGCGGCAGCGACAACUGGCUCUGCUACUCGAUAUACUGUGCCCCCGGGCGCCACUGGUCGUAUGCCAUGGAAGCAUUCGCGCGGCUCGCCCGCAACGGCGAGGCGGAGAUCUGGCUUGGCGGCCUCAACGACAGUUCCCUCCCGCUGCCCGAGCUGGCGAGCGACGUCAAAGCCAUGAUCGACCCGGAGAGCAUCAAGUCGCUCCGCAAGACGACCGUGCAGUUGACGGGUCUCGCGAAGGAAGGCGAUGAAGUCAACCAAGACGAUCUCGAGACCGUCAGGGAGGGACUCUGUUUCCGGCCCGUCAGUCAGAGAGGGACCCCGGUGAUCGGAAAGAUACCUGAACACUUCCUCGGUCUGCGACCCGGGGAGGGCGGCGUGUGGAUAGCAUCUGGGCACGGUCCGUGGGGAAUCAGUCUGAGUCUGGGGACGGGGUUUGUCAUGGGCGAAAUGAUUUCAGGGGAGAAGCCGAGCGCAGAUAUCAGAGGACUUCUCAUCGCCUAA